CAAAAUACAGAUUGAAAGAGUAAUAAAAACUCUAGAGGACCAAAGUUGUGCAUUUGCCACCUAGAAAAAUGGGUGCAUAUGCAGCACCCAUUUCCCAUCUUCUCCUCCCCUCAUCGCCAAACCCUAACAAAAACCCUAAUUCAAAACCCCCAAAAUCAAACCCUAAAAGAACACCAAUGAAGCCCAUUACCUCUAAAGCCAGUUUCACAAUACAGAGGAGGCAUUUUUUGCUACUUUCUCUACCCAUUUCUAUUUCAACCCAGUACAGUUCUUGGUUUUAUGCCCUAGCGAGUGUCGAGCCAGUGAGCUCUGCCGAAGAAGAUGCAAGUGCUACAGUCUCCCGGAGAGUUGCCGAGGCCAUAGAGUUGCUGGAGAGAGGGAGGGAGUUGCAGGCUCAGGGUGACUUUAAUCAAGCUCUUGAAUACUUCACUCAGGUGGUUAAAAAUUACAAUGACUUUGCAUUCUCAGAAUAUGCACGAGUGGGGAGAGCAUUAGCCUUGUAUGAGGUUGGCGACAGAGAUGAAGCAAUUGCGGAGAUGGAGGAUGUUUCCAUAUCUUUGAAAGGAUAUCCAGAAGUGCAUGCAGCUCUAGCUGCAGCCUUAUAUGUGGAUAAGCAUGCUCCACUGCUUGCUGAAAACCAGUUCACGAUUGCGACUCUUCUUGAUCCUCACUAUACGGAUCUCUCAUAUGUAAGAGAAACAAAGCAUUGGCCACCAAGUUUGGUUAGUUCAUUGCAGCUCUUCAUCACAUUUUCGUAGGACUUUGUAAAUUAUACAACUUCUGGUUAAAAGCUACUGUCUUGACUUGUUUGGAUAUUGUGGUCACUCUUUCUCACAAACAAUCAAGUUCAUUGUUAAGAUGAUUCAUUACUGUAAUAAUUUGUUACAUUAUAACAGUGAAAUACAUAUAGGGAUAGAUACAUAUUAUCAAUGCAUUUCUAUUCUUUUAUCUACA
This is a messenger RNA of Cornus florida, 954 nucleotides long. RefSeq lists its product as uncharacterized. The record is from RefSeq and is a predicted model, not a curated record. The coding region runs from base 69 to 758 and encodes 229 amino acids. The transcript is spliced from 3 exons. Lineage: Eukaryota; Viridiplantae; Streptophyta; Magnoliopsida; Cornales; Cornaceae. Gene Ontology annotation, molecular function: protein binding.